Oryctolagus cuniculus (rabbit) is the source of this 915-nucleotide messenger RNA. NCBI's taxonomy places the organism in Eukaryota, Metazoa, Chordata, Mammalia, Lagomorpha, Leporidae. The record is from RefSeq and is a predicted model, not a curated record.
AUGUUAUUAAAAAAUAUGUGUUUUUUCCAAGCUGGAAUUGGAAUCUUAGCCAAUGCCUUCCUUCUUCUCUUCCACAUCUUCACAAUCUACCACACUCAUAGGCCUAAGCCUACUGAUGUGACCAUCUGUCACCUGGCUUUUGUCCACAUAGUGUUGCUACUCUCUACACCAGAUAUUUUAUCUGCAGACAAGUUCAAGUCACUGAAUUUUCCAAAUAAUGUAAAAUGUAAGGCUUUGUUCUAUAUGAUCAGGUUGAUGAGGGGUCUCUCCAUCUGUACCACCUGCCUCCUUAGCAUCAUUCAUGUCAUUUUCAUCAGCCCCAGCACCUCCUGCAUGAUAAGAUUUAAGCAAAAACUCACAAAUUACACUAUCCAUGCUUUCUUCUGUUUUUGGUCCUUGAACUUGUCCUCCAAGAGUAGCAUGAUAAUGUACUCUGUAGCUCAUUCAAACAUGACCCAUCUACUCCAUGCCAGUAAGUACUGUUCACUUUCCUCAAUAAACUCUAUCAUCAGGGAAAUAUUUUUUAUUCUCACAUUGCUGCAGGAUAUCUUUUUUGUAGGAAUCAUGCUUCUCUGCAGUGCAUACAUGGCGAUUUUCCUAGCUAAUAAUCAUCAGAGAAGAUCUGAGUACCUUCACAGCAUGAGCAUUUUACCAAGAAUCUCUCUAGCAAAAAGGGCCACCCAUACUGUCCUGCUGUUGGUGAGUUUCUUUGUGAUUGUGUACUGUGUGGAUAUUAUAAUGUCAUCCUUCUCAACCAUAUUGUGGAAAUAUGAUACAGCUGUCCUGGGUGUCCAGAGACUUGUGGGAAAUGUCUAUACCACUGUCAGUCCUUUUGUGCUUAUUAGGGCUGAUAAAAGAAUAAUUGGUAUUCUACAAAACAUGAUUGUUAUGACAUCCAUUUUAUCAAGUCAAUGA